CCCCGGCUUUGCGGGCCGCGGUGCCUGCCCAGCCUCGCUGCCCCCCAGACCAUCAGGCCACGUUCAGGAGGGACAGCGAAGGCCUGUCUUCGUUCAGGUCCCCGGGGAUCUUGGAUACGUCCCCGCUAGCUGAUGCUGCCGCGGUGUUGCUUAGAUCCCGGGCGCGGGAAACUCGAAAGCACUUGGGAGCUGUUACCUAGUUCAUCGUUCUUCUCCCCUGAAAACUGGAAAAACUGAGGCUCCGACAGGAUGGGAGAUUUGCAUAGAGCCCCACGGCUAGUGGAUGCCAGAAGCCAGGGCUUCCAAUGGGCUAUUCGGUUGUUGCCAUCAAUCAUGUUGUUGAAUUUAAGGAAAAGAAACAGGAAAUUGAAAAACCAGUAGCUGUUUCUGAACUCUUUACAACUCUGCCAAUGGUACAGGGAAAAUCAAGACCAAUUAAAGUUUUAACUAGACUGACAAUUAUUGUUUCGGAUCCAUCUCACUGCAAUGUUUUGAGAGCAACGUCUUCAAGGGUCCGGCUGUACGACAUUGUUGCAGUUUUUCCAAAGACAGAAAAACUUUUUCAUGUUGCUUGUACACAUUUAGAUGUGGAUUUAGUCUGCAUAACUGUAACAGAGAAACUACCGUUUUACUUCAAAAGACCCCCUAUUAAUGUGGCAGUUGACCGAGGUGUGUGCUUUGAACUUGUCUACAGCCCUGCUAUCAAAGAUUCCACAAUGAGAAGGUACACCAUUUCCAAUGCCCUCAAUUUGAUGCAAGUUUGCAAAGGAAAGAAUGUGAUUAUAUCUAGUGCUGCAGAAAGGCCUUUAGAAAUAAGAGGCCCAUACGAUGUGGCAAACCUAGGAUUGCUGUUUGGGCUGUCUGAAAGUGAUGCCAAGGCUGCAGUGUCGACUAACUGCCGAGCAGCGCUUCUGCACGGAGAAACGAGAAAAACUGCUUUUGGAAUUAUUUCCACAGUGAAGAAACCUCGGCCAUCAGAAGCAGAUGAGGAUUCUCUUCCAGCUUGCAAGAAAGCCAAGUGUGAGGGCUGAAAAGAAUCCCCGGUCUCUGUCAACACUCCCUUCUUCCCUUUGAUAAUCCAUCAGCCACAACAGAAACAAAACCUUUAUGACUUACUAUUUUCAUUCGGAGCUAGAACUCAGCAGUCUAUAAAAACAGUUUUAUAUUCAAGCCAUUAAAA
Molecule: messenger RNA, 1180 nt
Organism: Nyctereutes procyonoides (raccoon dog)
Lineage: Eukaryota; Metazoa; Chordata; Mammalia; Carnivora; Canidae
Gene: RPP30
Product: ribonuclease P/MRP subunit p30
Exons: 11
Coding region: 306-1031 (241 amino acids)
Biological process (GO): tRNA processing
Cellular component (GO): nucleolar ribonuclease P complex
Molecular function (GO): RNA binding
Source: RefSeq, a predicted model, not a curated record